Strongylocentrotus purpuratus (purple sea urchin) is the source of this 4746-nucleotide messenger RNA. RefSeq names its product cell wall protein IFF6. Gene Ontology annotation, molecular function: protein binding. The record is from RefSeq and is a predicted model, not a curated record. The transcript has 8 exons. Bases 1 to 2613 code for a protein of 870 amino acids. Lineage: Eukaryota; Metazoa; Echinodermata; Echinoidea; Camarodonta; Strongylocentrotidae.
AUGGUAACCAUGGAAUCAGAAUGGGAUCAGUGUGAGCUUCCAGGAUACGAUCAGUAUGAAGAACAGUGCGGUACCAAGACCGUUCCGCUGACCUUGUGCAAUCCAGGAUAUAAAAGAGUUUGGUGGUGUGUGCAAGGAGCUGAUGGACUUCCAGAAGGCUUUGAUCCAAGUCAUGAUAUGUGUGAUAACUGCCUACCGAAUACCUUCCAGAAAAUGUAUAACAAGUGCAGGGUCUGCCAUCCCUGCUCCGUGUGUGAUGAGGGAGAAACUGUUGAGAAGGCAUGUGAAAUGGAUAGUGACACGAUAUGUACACCAUUGAACCCAGAACCAACGACAAGAUCCUUGCCACCACCCUUUAAGGAAGCAACUACGUCCUCAAAGGAAGCAGCAUACUCUCUUGAGCCAUCCACUGCAGCUUCGCUAACAGAUGAUUCAACUCCUACAACCGAUCAGACUGAUUUGCCUGGAGAAUCCCCAGAGGUGCUGCCUAUAUCCACUCCAUACGCCUCUAAUAAAUGGCUGUACGUAUGUUUAGCAAUCAUCGUUGCAUUGGCUGUAAUGCUCAUGUUCGCUUUGAUUGGCUGGUGGAAAGAAUAUCUUGCGAGGAAGAAGCUGCAAGAUAAUCAAGAGAAUAUCCCACUCGAUGUAAUGAUGAGAAACGGAAAUGCACGGUAUGAAGGUGAUGGAGACAGGGGGCAUGAAGAAAUAGAUCCACUGCUAGGAGACGAGCGGCAAAAUGAAGGAGCAGGAGCUGUCCAAAAUCCUGUAGAUAGAGAUGCUGUGCAAGCUUCAGGUGAUGCUGCCGUGGAUGACACAACUGACCAUGGGUUUGCUGAAGGUAGUCCUGAUGAUGCAGCUGAUGAUGGUGCAAUCGGGGAAAGUUGCAGUGCUUCUGAUAUCGCUACCAAUGAUACUGAUGGUGGUUUGAGUGAUGGGGCUCAAGGUUCUGCAGCUGAUGUUCGAGAGGCUGCUGAACAUCCUCUAGUGGUUGAUCGCACAACUGACAAUGGGUUUGCUGAAGGUAGUCCUGAUGAUGCAGCUGAUAUAGAUGCUAUUGGGCGAAGUGACAGUGCUUCUGAUACCGCUACUGAUGAUAUUGAUGGUGGUUCGAGUGAUGGUGCUCAUGGUUCUUCGAGUGACAGUGCUCAUGGUUCUUCGAGUGAUGGUGCUCAUGGUUCUGCAGCUGAUGUUACAGAGGCUGCUGAACAUUCUCUUGAUCAACAUACUAAGGAGGAAGCAACCGGUGGUAAGGAUGCUGGUAUUGAUGGUGCUGAUGUUGGUGCAUCUUCCAGAGGUGGACUAGAUUUCAACAUUCCUGCUGUUAAUCCAGUUGGUGUAGGUGAUGGUGCCAGUGGUGCUCUACCAGAUGAUCUAUCUUCCAUGAAAGGUACAUCCACUGUAAAAGACAUCAUUGCCAGUGGUGACAGUCAUACAGACGGUGCUGAUGGUGGCGGUGUUGCUACACACAGUGGAUUAGAUAUAGAGGACAUUGCUGAUAAGUCUACCAUGGAUAUAAAUGAUGGUGCAAAGCGAGUUACAGGUGGUUAUCAUGCUACACCUAAUGCAGCACCUGAUGAACUAGCCACCAAUACCAGCAGUGAUGAAAAUAGUUGUACAGAUGGUACAUGUACCAACAAAUCCAACAAUGCCUCUGUUCCUCCAUCUGGCUUUGCCCCUGAUCUUCAAUUAGAUGGUGCCUCUGGUCAUUCAUCUGGCCAUACCUCCGGUCAUCCAUCCAGUGCCUCUGGUGAUCCAUCCGGUGCUGCCUCUGGUCAUUCAUUAGGUGGUGCCUCUGGUCUUCCAUCUGGUGGUGCCUCUGGUCUUCCAUCUGGUGGUGCCUCUGGGCAUCCAUCUGCCAGUGCCUCUGGUCAUCCAUCAGGCGAUGCCUCCGGUCAUCCAUCUACCAUCGCCUCUGGUCAUCCAUCAGGCGAUGCCUCUGGUCAUCCAUCUGGCAGUGCCUCUGGUCAUCCAUCUGCCAGUGCCUCUGGUCAUCCAUCAGGCAGUGCCUCUGGUCAUCCAUCUGGCAGUGCCUCUGGUCAUCCAUCUGGUGGUGCCUCUGGUCCUCCAUCUGGCGGUGCCUCUGGUCAUCCAUCUGGUGGUGCCUCCGGUCAUCCAUCUGGCGGUGCCUCCGGUCAUCCAUCUGGCAGUGCCUCCGGUCAUCCAUCUGGCAGUGCCUCCGGUCAUCCAUCUGGCAGUGCCUCCGGUCAUCCAUCUGGCAGUGCCUCCGGUCAUCCAUCUGGCAGUGCCUCUAGUCUUCCAUCAGGUGCAGGUGAUGAUGACAGAAGAACCAACACUACCCCAGAACAAGUCAGGCCAGUAACUAAAGCCGACGAUGUAGUCACGACCAAGUUCCUCCAGCACGUCGCACAGGAGCUCCCCCACGUCCAAAUCAAGAUAAUCUGUCGGAUGUUGGGCCUCCAGGAAAGAGAUAUUAGUAACGUUGAGGCGCUGACGCUUAAAGAGGAACAAGGCUUUGAGUUUCUGAAGACACUGUUAGGUGCUGUAGGGAAGGAUUUGACCUAUCGUUCGCUCAUUCAAGCCAUGAACAAGAGCAAGAACAAACAUUAUGCAGAUCAUCUCAUCAGAGAUUUUCAUAUACCGGAAGAACUGUGAUGUGGUUCCUUUCUGUUUCUCAGAUGAGUGCAUUAUGACAUUCAUUAAGAAGAGCUUGUGUUAUUAUGGUAUUUAAAAAAAAGAUCAUGAAUUCUGAUGAGGAGGUGCUCAGUUGGUAGAGCAGUGGUCUCGUAAUCCAGCAACCCGGGUUCUAAUUCAAGGCGAUGCGCUAGUGCCCUUUGGUAGGAAUUAUAAUCCUCAUUACCAGGUCUCUCGGAGAGGACUUAAAGCCGUUGGUCCUCUGGUUGCUAAUACAACUACCACUACAACUUGUCAGAUUUAUGAUACAUUUGUACCAUGGUUCACAUUUUGUACUGCCCUCUGUGUUUCCUUGAGACUCAAUAAAUGGUAUUCAUAUGUUUAUAACUCACCUACUGCUAUUCAAGAAAGGGAGUACUAUAUACUGACAUAGACUAAAGGCUCCUUCAAAAAAGAUGCAGGAAACCGUGGCAGGAUUAAUUUUUAUAUAAUAUGUUAACGUAUGUCGAGAGGGGGUGAUCAAGGAACAAGUAUCUCUGUGUUUGCAGAUACAGAAGUGUGAAGUGCAUUUAUGCUUAUGUCGUCGUAAGAAACCUCUGUGAUUUCCUGUGUCAUCCGUGAAUGAGCCUAACAACUACCUGGUCUUACCAAACAGAGUAUUAAAAUCGUUGUUUACGUGUUGUUACUUAGGACAGGUUGAUAUUUUCAAAACAAAAUCUCCCUUUUUGUAUUGCUACAUGAACCUAAAUUCACAUCCAUAAACUUUUUUACCGCGUUUUGUGAUCCAUCUAAAUCCUGACCUUUUUUUAUUCCUGCAAUUAUUACCGGUUUAUAUUUGUUACAUAUGCACCUUCCGUUCUUGCAAAAAAAAGGAUGCAAUUAUUUUUCACUUGCUCUUUGUACAAUGAUUAGUGCGUACUUUUACAAAUGGGUUUCUUGUAUUCUAAUUUGCUGCAAGCACAGUAAUUCUUAUCAUUAAGUUACAACUCGCAUGUUAACAGUAAUUUUGCUUCUCUAUAUCAGGUAUUUGCUGCUUGUAUCACUGCUGUAACAGUCAUUUUUCAUGUGAGUGUUGAAUCAUUUUUGUUCUUGCAUCAUUGAAGAGCAAUCUAAUCAUUGGAAGUAAUGCAUUAUUUAAUCAGAGCUAACUCACUGCCUGGUCAGUAUUACCUGAUGCAAGGAAAGAAUAAAACAGUCUAUAAGGCCCUUUAGGGUAUAUCAGUUCUAUGGAGGUGUCAUGGUAUAGUGGUUCAUUCACUCGACUCUCAAUCCGAGGGUAGGAGGUUCAAAUCCCAGCCCAGCACUAACAUCCUUUGGUGAUCCACUUUUAGCCAUGCACUUUCCAUUUGUAAAUGCGUACCUGGCAACUGCUUGGGUUAUAAUAAUUGCAGGCCCUCACGAAGAACAGCAUUGAUGCUGGUGAGGCUUCCCUAUUUGUGUAAAGUAAUGGAGAGUAAUGCUGAUUUGAAAACCUUUUUUUUUUAUAAAAAGAGCACAUCGAAUGAGGCUACCUACUAGGCUUUGUUUUUAUACUGUCGCUGAAAUAGACCAAUCAAGAGUCACAUAUUUAUGCAUAUAAUUGAAAUAUUAUUCUUUGAAUAUUUAUUGUGUUUUCUUUCCAUGAGAAUGAUGAUCAAUCAUGAUGUUGAAAUGGGAUUGAUAGGUCUUGUAUUUAAUUAAAAUCUUUUUCAAGCAUACUGUAAACUGUUAUUUUCGCGCGAUUUUUUUUUUUUCGCGCCGAGUAACCCCAAAACAUAUUCGCUGGUUCUUAAUUUGUGUUGCACCAAAUUCAGCCCAUUCAGAACACGCAUAAGAAGUCAUGUUCAUAUUUUCGCAGGUUCUAAAAUUCGCGGAGAGCGACUUCAGCGCGAAAUUAGUGAAAAUGUAUGUACCGCAAAUAUUUCUGCGUUUGCAGUAUAGUCAUCAACAUAUUAUUCCUCUCAAUACACUUGUAUAUAGAUAUUGAUUACCUGUAUAGGUUUUCAUCUAUUUUUUCAGCUUUGUCAAAGAUUCAAAAUGUCUUUCAACUUUUAAAGAGGGUAUUUGAUACUCAUUAUUUUGUACACUGUAUUUGUGUGUUAAAUGCAAAGAAAUUGAAAUAUUUCGUUCAUGAUGUAUAGCUCUACAUAUGUGAAUUAAAAAGGUAUAAAAGAG